UAUUUAUUGAUUUGCAUCAUUUUUGUGUCCAAAGUACUAUACUGUACAAGGGUUUUGAUUCGUAUCCAAAAGAAGAUUUAAUUAAUAAGAGAAAAUAACUUUGAUAUUUUAUUCCUUAUGGAUUUUGAUAGCCCGGACGUGGAAAAAGAUUUUCCGGGAUUGUACGCUUCUGAUGGCAGCGGCAAAUUAGCUGAAACCGAAGCAGAAAAGGUGAGCAAAAAAGAGCUUCUGAUUGGACGUAGAAAGGAUAAAAAAGAGAAAAAAAGUGCCUACGCAACAUUGGAAGGCGAAAGUUCACCAGAAGAGGAAUUGGAAACAAAGAGCCCUUCGAAAUCAAAGAAAUCGAAAGCUUUCAAGUUUCCCUCGAAGAGUAAGGAAAAAAGGGAGAAGUCUCGCGACAAAGAGAAACCGGAAUCAAGCAAAGUAGAAGAUUCCAAACUACCAGAGAAGGUCGAGAAAGAGAAAGACAAAGAGAAGAAGAAAGACAAAGACAAGAAAGAUAAGGAUAAGAAAGAUAAAUCCAAAGAUAAAAAAGACAAAAAAUUGAAACAAACCAGCGUAAGCGAGGAAGUUUUGGAGCUGGGAGAUGCACAACCUAUUUUCGGCGUUUCGUUAGGAUUGGCUGUUGAGCGCAGCAGAUGCCAUGACACCGUAAAUCUUCCGCUAGUGGUUCGUGAUUGCAUUGACUAUUUGCAGGAACAUGGUUUACAAAGCGAUCAAAUCUAUAAAGUCGAAGCCGUUAAAACUAAACUCCAACAGUUGAAAAAGGCUUAUAAUAAUCGAGAAGGUAGUUGUAUCAAAGAGUUUGAUAUACCUACCGCUUGCGGUUUGCUGAAGUUAUUCCUUCGUGAAUUGCCGGAACCAAUUUUGACUACGGAUCUGUCGACACGAUUUGAGGAGGCCGCCUCACAUUCCCAGGUAACUCAACAGGAACAUGAAUUGGUUAGUUUGGUUGAACAGCUGCCCAGUUGUAAUAGGACAUUGCUGGCCUGGACCAUUCUUCAUAUAGAUGCUGUUACACAAAAUGAGCUCCACACAAAGAUGAACGCACAGAAUAUUGCAAUGCUACUUAGCCCUACGCUGCAAAUGUCUCACAGAUUGUUUGUUGGAAUACUCUGUCAUUGCAACCAUUUAUUCGGCGAUACGAAGCUGUUGAAGUAUGUGCCUCCAAUUACCGCAUCGAGUCCAAAUCUUCCCGAAACACCGGAUGAAAUUUCCGCUGAAUUGAAGAAACAAGAAAGUUUAUUGGCACAAAUACAUGCGGAAAUGAAUGCCGGGUUUGUAACGAAGAAACGCGAGGAACAGCUGUGGGAAGUACAACGAAUAAUUACACAACUCAAGCGAAAACUAAGGUCGUUUGAAAAGAAAUCGGACUGCACGCAGAAAAGUUUGGACGACACAGUGGAUGGAGAUAUCUCGAUCGAUUUGAAUAAGGCAAAGUUAUCCUGCUCGGAUGAUGAGUCUUCAAUCAAAACGGUCACGGGGGUAUCCACGGAAUCGGCCACGAAUACAGAUGCGAAGAAUACUCCUCAAGAAACACCGGAGGAUGUUGCUCUAAUUGAGCAGAGAAUUGGUGGAAUUGAGUCUCCUGUCCAAGUGACGAUUCAGGACCAGCCGGUGACUCGUAGCACAGAUAGUUCAGAACAACCGAUCAUAAGUGACCAAGUUACUGUUUCCGACAAUGGGUUUAUGUUGCUCCCAGAAAAUCAUCCCGAUUAUCUAGCGCUGAUUAGGUUGCAGCUAGAAAAUCAAGAGUUAUUGAAUUGGAAGGCUCAACUGCAGGCUCGUAUCAAUGCAGAACGGGCCGAGAUUGUGCGCAUGAAGCGUUUGUUGGUUUCUGACAACGUUAUUACCUAUGGUCCAAGUAGUUUAGAUUGUGUCGUUAGCGACAAUGAGGACUACGAUCGUUUGGUUGCGCAUUAUGCGAAAGAAAAUGCACUUUUAGAGCAGAAACGACAGAUUCUUUCAAAAGAAAUUUUCGAAGAGAAUAAAGCAUUAAUUCAGAUGCAGGUGGAUUUGGCAUUGAAUCGUUACAAGAUAUAAAACGUCCCCGUGAAUUAGGACAUAGCAUACAAUGCUAUUACGUACAAUCUCUCUACUUAUUGUGUGAUUCGCACUGGAAUGUCUAUGUAUUCAAUAAAUGUGUUAUUUAUCGAUCCUA
This is a messenger RNA of Topomyia yanbarensis, 2161 nucleotides long. RefSeq names its product ralA-binding protein 1 (gene Rlip). Gene Ontology annotation, biological process: small GTPase-mediated signal transduction. Lineage: Eukaryota; Metazoa; Arthropoda; Insecta; Diptera; Culicidae. The record is from RefSeq and is a predicted model, not a curated record. Bases 118 to 2043 code for a protein of 641 amino acids. The transcript has 5 exons. Gene Ontology annotation, molecular function: small GTPase binding; GTPase activator activity.